AUGCGGCGGGAGCUGCAGAGUUUCUCCUCCGCAAAUUCCAGGAGGCCCUCGGCAGAUAUCAGGACGAGUCAUCUUAGCGCUUCCAACCUUAUGCCUGGGCGAGACAAUGUCAGUCGCAACGAAAGCACCGACGCGGAUCCGGGGCGGCUGUCAUCGAGGAGCGGGGAGUCAUGGGCGAUCCGGGCCUUGAGGAAGAAGAGCAGCAAGGGGGUUCCUGGCGAGCAGCUUCUGGCACUCCCGAAUUUCAUUCCCGAGAGCAAGGACGAGGACGAGUCAGAAAAGGACCAGAGGACGCAGACUUUGCCCACAACGGCUUCACGUUCAUCGUGCCCCGGCCGCCCCCGCAGGAGAGGCUGAUGGGCCUGGCGGCGGUGCCACACGGCGGGGAGGAGCGGGCCGCGCGUCGGAGGGACCCCUCGCUGGAGUGACCUCUGGUGCGCAGCUUUCGGGGGCUGCUCGACGGGGGGGCAACAAGAAAGGCGCCCAGGGAGACACGCAGAAAUACGCGAAUGCCUGAGGCUCCCUUCUAUUGUUCAAUGUUGUUUGGAUUUACGUCUUCCCCUCCAUCUCUCAUAUUUUCCGC
Prorocentrum cordatum is the source of this 583-nucleotide messenger RNA. The record is from the annotation of a GenBank genome assembly. Lineage: Eukaryota; Dinophyceae; Prorocentrales; Prorocentraceae.